Messenger RNA from Trichoderma aggressivum f. europaeum, 534 nucleotides. RefSeq lists its product as uncharacterized. The record is from RefSeq and is a predicted model, not a curated record. The transcript has a single exon. Lineage: Eukaryota; Fungi; Ascomycota; Sordariomycetes; Hypocreales; Hypocreaceae. Bases 1 to 534 code for a protein of 177 amino acids.
AUGGCCUCGUACUCGCAUAUUCCCCUCACGCUAUCGAGAUCAAUAAGGUUGAUCCAUCUCGAAGCUGCGGCUCAUCUAACAGAUGUUUUGAGAUGCACUUUGACAGAAGUUGCCCUGUACUCGAAUCCAGUUUACAAGGCACUCUCCUACUCCUGGGACGCACAAACUCCGUCACAUCCCAUUGAAUGCGACGGUGCCACACUGCUCAUCACGCAAAAUUGCACGGCUGCCCUCCGGCGACUGAGGAGCGUGGGCGACCUGACUUUAUGGAUGGAUGGGAUCUGCAUCGAUCAGACAUCCACAGCCGAACGCAGCGCUCAAGUCGCACUCAUGCGAGACAUUUAUAAACAGGCUGCGGAGGUGGUCGUGUGGCUUGGAGAAGAGGAUGAGCCGAGCAAAAGGGCCAUUGGCUGUUUAGAAGACAUUGCGCUUAUGAGCGUGGACAAGGAACGCAUGGAGAGAUGUCUUCCGAUCUUGCUCGGCUUACAGGUGAAGAGGGAUUCAGACGACCCAAUUGGCCCUUUAUUCAAGUGA